This is a messenger RNA of Uncinocarpus reesii 1704, 483 nucleotides long. RefSeq lists its product as uncharacterized. The coding region runs from base 1 to 483 and encodes 160 amino acids. The record is from RefSeq and is a predicted model, not a curated record. Gene Ontology annotation, molecular function: peptidyl-tRNA hydrolase activity. The transcript has a single exon. Lineage: Eukaryota; Fungi; Ascomycota; Eurotiomycetes; Onygenales; Onygenaceae.
AUGGCUGUCGCGGGGAGGCGGUGCCGGCAGUGCUCUCGCUUGGCACGAGCAGUGCAACGGGGGGGAAUAAGAAAGAAGAACAAGGCCGAUGCGCGACCGCCACUGAGCUUGAUACUCGUGCAUGACGAGUUGGAGCUGGCGCCGGGAGAGCUGCGGAUCCGCCGGGGAGGCGCUGAGCUAUCGGCCCGCGGACAUAAUGGGAUCAAAAGUGUGACGCAGAGUUUAGUCAAGGCUAAUUUGCUGCCGGCGUCCUCUGCGUUGUCCAAGGGGGGAGGGAAGAACGGUGCUGCGGAGGACGUGGGUUUGCCGCCGAUCCUGAUCCGGGUGGGCAUUGGAAUUGGCAGGCCUGCGUCUCGCGAUCCUAAUACUGUGGCGGACUAUGUUUUGCGGGAGAUGCGUGCGGCUCAGUACCAGGAGACCUGUGCUCAGGCGGCGCCGUUUGCAGAGAUUUUAGAGGCGGAAAUGGUACGGAUACAAUCAUGA